UUAUAUUUCACUUAUCUAUUUUUACUAACAUAUACAUUCAGCUUAACAUGCACUUUUUUAUUUUUCUGAUACAUUUGGAAAACAAGAAGCUAAAGGAAGAAGCAAACAAGAGUACUACAAUGUGUGAGUUUAUUACAUCACUUGGUACAUCAGCUGUGUAUGACCUAUGCAAAAACACAUUUCUUGGUUGCCUACGACAUGUGAAUCGAUUGUGUCACUAUGCAACUUACAAAAGGAAUGUGAAAAUACUCAUUGAACAACUAGACAUCUUGGAGAAACACAGAGGAGAAGUCAUAGCUAUGGUUGAUGAAAAAGUGGAUGAUGAAAUUCAUCAUAGUGUUAUAGAAUGGCUCAAUGAAACAAAAAAUGCUUUAUCUGAAAAUCGUGCAAUGGCAAAGCAUGCCAGCCAAAACUUUAGUGAUUUCAUGUUCCAUCCACGAGUAAUGAUUGAUGAAAUUACCUUAUCAAGGAUAACAACUACCAUAAACGAAAUGAUCAAACGGUACAUGGAGUUUAAUGGUAGGAUUUCUUAUCCUUCUCGUUUUUAUGAUAAGGAUUAUAUUUCCUUCAAGGCAAGAAGAUCAGUUUUGGAAGGAGUCAUUGAUGCACUAAAAAAUCGUAAUGUAAAGAUGAUUGGGCUGCAUGGAAUGGGUGGUAUUGGCAAAACCACACUUGCGAAAGAAAUAGCUCGACAAGCGAAGAAGGAGGCGAAUUUAUUUGAUAAGGUGAUCAUGGGCAGUGCCAUUUCUCAAACUCCCAAUUAUGAAAAUAUCCAAUGUGAAAUAGCAAAGGAUCUUGGUGUUGAAUUUGGUUAUCAUGAAACCAAAUUAACUAAGGCAAUAAAACUUCGUGAAGAGUUAAGUAAACAAGAGAAGGUUCUGAUUAUUCUUGAUGAUAUUUGGCAGAAAAUCGAUUUGUUUGAUAUAGGAAUACACUUCAACGAUGACCAAAUAGGAUGUAAGAUUCUAUUUACUUCGAGAUGUCAAGGUUUAUACAGUCCUGUGCUUGAGUUUGCUCUUGAUUCUUUACAAGAGGAUGAAUCAACAAAGUUAUUUACAAAAAUUGUGGACAAAACACUUGAUGAAAAUCCUGAUUGCAGACCCCUUUUGAGUGAAUUGGUUAAGGAAUGUGGGGGUGUUCCAAUUGUCAUCAAUACAGUGGCAGCUGCAUUGAAAGAUGCUCCUUCAUCCAAAUGGAGGACUUUCUUACACGAAAUGAGAAACACUGCCUCAGAGAAUAUUGAUGGUAUGGACUCAAAAGUGUUUCAGUCUAUAAAGAUGAGUUACUAUUAUUUGGAAAGUGAAGAGGCCAAAUCAUUAUUAUUGCUUUGCAGUACAUAUUCAGAAGAUGAACUCAUAUCUGAUAAUGAUUUAUUGAUGUAUGGUGUGGGGUGGCCGUUGUUAAUGAAUGCCAAUACAUUAGAAGCUGCAAGAGACAAGUUGCAUACUCUAAUAGAUAUGUUGAGAAAGAAUUGUUUAUUGUUGCCAAGUGAUGAAAGCAAUUCCAACAUUUAUUAUCAUUGGGUUAGGCUGCAUGAUGUAAUCCGCGAUGUUCUCAAACCAAUUGCCUCAGAAAAGGGUUGGUUUUCAGUAUCUGAGUAUGCAAAACUGCCUGAAGAAAAGAACAAAGGUCUACUUGUAGAGUCAUUGCUUAUUGAUAUUAGGACUGAGUUGCCUAACAUAUUGCCAUGCCCGAAGCUUGUUUCAUUGAUUGACACAACUUUUCAUGAAAAGCGUCUUUCAGAAUUCUUCUUCGAAGAAACAAGAAAACUAAAAGUUCUGAAGUUAUAUCGUGUUGAUCUACGCUCACCACCUUCAUCAUUUUGUUGUUUAUUUGAGAGUCUCCAAACUCUUUGUCUAAACAAUUGUGACUUAGAAGACACAACAUUUCUUGGAGGUUUCAAGAACUUGAAAUGUCUAGAUCUUUCAAAGUCUAAAUUUGAAAUAUUGUCAAAACAGGUGGGACAACUAACUCUCUUGAAGUUGCUAAAUUUAGACUUUUGUGAAAAGCUUAGGGUAAUUGAACCUAAUGUUAUCUCAAGUCUGAUAAAUUUAGAAGAAUUGUACAUGAGAAAUGUGUGUAAAGUAUGGGAGGUUGAAAAAGUCAGAAACCAAAGAAGUAAUGCUAGUCUCGCAGAGCUAAAGAAUUUGCCCCGGCUGAACACAUUGUAUUUAGAAAUCGAUAAUGAUAAUCUUUUGCCAAAAGACUUCAUUACUAGCAAGAUGAAGAGGUAUCAAAUAAUGGUAGGUCCAUCCUUUAAUUUCAUGCAAAAGGAGAACAUAUCACAUUCAAGAGUCUUGAAGUUGGAGCUUCACAACGCCAAUUUGAUGAAUGAAAAUGGUCUUAAUAAGCUUAUGAAAGAAUGCCAAGCAUUGCAACUCAAGGGAUGUGAAGAUACCACCAUUGACAUUUGUAUAUCAAAUGCUGAUGGUUUUCCCGAAUUAGAGAUUUUCGACUUACAUGAUGCUCCUAAUGUUGAAUACCUUGUUAGCUCAACCUUGAUGUACUGUAAUCGCCCUGUCUUUCGAAACUUGGAGAAUAUGGUUCUCACUAAAUUGGAGAAGCUGCGAAAGAUAUGUGAUGGAGAAUUGGUAGCAGAUUCAUUUGGUAAGUUGAAAAACGUCGCAGUAAGUGAAUGUCACACACUGAAAAGUAUGUUUCCAGCCUCAAAUAUUGUUAGACAGCUUGAAGAAAUUAAAGUAGAGUAUUGUGAUAUGAUGGAGAACAUUGUUUUCCAUAGAAGAAAAAAUGGCACCUCACAGAAGAUUGAGUUUCUCAAAUUACAAAAAUUGUAUCUGUGUGAGUUACCAAAAUUAAUUCAAUUCUCUACAGUUCAGUGGGAGCCAGAUUUCACCACUUCAUCAUCAUUGAAUUCCUUACCAAAUAGCAGUGCAUUGUCAUUUUUUAUGGAGGAGGUGGUAGCAUUUCCUGUUUUGGAGGAAUUAGAUUUGAGUUCACUUGAAUCUAUAGAGAUGAUUUGGCCAUAUCAACUUAAAGAAGUAUCUUACAUGGAGAAUUUAAAGAGUUUAACUAUUGAAGAGUGUGAAAAGUUAAAGUAUGUUUUCUCUUCUGGUGUGGCAAAAAGCUUAGUUCAACUUAGAAAUCUCAAGGUAGAGUGCUGUGAGAAUAUGCAAGAGAUUUUAGUCAAAAAAGAAGGAAGUUUGAAGGAGACCAUUUUGUUUCCUAAACUAGAGUGGCUCAAACUUUAUUCUCUUCCAAACCUCAAAAGUUUCAGUGUUGGACAAUAUUUAGCAAUCGAAUUUCCAUCCUUAAAGAUGUUGGAAAUAUGGGAAUGUGGAGAAUUGAAGACAUUCCACCAAAGCUGCACCAAUGAAAUUAAGAUACCUGAACGACCUUUGAUCGAUGAAGAGGUGGUAGCAUUUCCUAUUUUGGAGCAAUUAGAUUUGAGUUCACUUGUUUCCUUGGGAAUGAUUUGGCCAGAUCAACCUCGAGAAGUAUCUUACCUGCACAAUUUAAAAGAUAUAAAUAUUAGCCAUGGCCACAAAUUAAAGUAUCUUUUUUCUUCUACUGUGGCAAGAAACUUGGCUCAACUUAAAAAUCUAAGGGUAGAGUAUUGUAAGAAUAUGCAAGAGAUUUUAGCCACAAAAGAAGAAGAAGAAGGAGAGGAAGGAAGUAUGAAUGAGACCAUUUUGUUUCCUAAACUAGAGGAAGUUACACUUCUUCUUCUUUCAAAUCUCAAAAGAUUCAGUGGUGGAAAGCAUUUGACAAUCGAAUGUCCAUCCUUGAAGAUGUUGGAUAUCGAUAGUUGCUCGAAAAUGAAGACAUUCCAAAAAAGUUGCAGCAAUGAAAUUGAAAAACCUGAUGAACCGUUGUUCAAUAGAAAGAUAUCAUUUCCUACGAUGGAGAAAUUUUUUUUGGAAUCUCAUGAUUCCAUAGAGAUGAUUUGGCCAGAUCAACUCCAAGAUGUAUCUUACAUGCAUAAUUUAGAAGAUUUAAAGGUUGCUAAAUGUGAAAAGUUAAAGUAUCUUUUUUCUUCUGCUAUGGCAAGAGCCUUGGUUCAUCUUAAGAAGCUAAGCAUAGAGAAAUGUGAGAAUAUAGAAGAGAUUUUAGUCAUAAAAGAAGUUAGAGAAGAAGAAAGUCAGAUUGAGGAGCUUCAGCUUGAUGAUCAUCCACACCUCAGAAAUUUUAAUGUUGAACAAUAUUUGGCAAUCGAAUGCCCAUCUUUAGAAAUAUUGGAUAUAAGUAUAUGUCCAAAACUAAAGAUGUUCAUCAAGACUUGCACCACAGAAAUUGAAGAGCAGAGUGUAAAGGUUGUGCCCCCUAUUUUAGAAGAAAUGAACUUGAAGUGCUUGUUCAUGCCAUUUAAUGUGUCAUUCCGAAACUUGAAAGAGAUCAAAAUUAUCAAAUGUGGUGCAAUAAUAAAUUUAAUGAAUUCCAACACUGUCAAAAGUCUAGUACAACUCCAGAAAAUGACCAUCUCUCAAUGUGACCAAUUUAAUCAAGUAAUUGUGGACGACGAAGCAGGUGACAUGGUUUUCCCCCAAUUGAAGGCUUUAAUGCUUCAUCGUUUACCCAAACUCAAAAGUUUCAAUUGUGGAAAUAGUGACAUUCAGUUUCCUAAUUUGGAAAAAGUGAUUGUGAUUGAGUGCCCUUGCAUGGAGAAUUUCUCUGGUGGAAAUGUAAUCACUUCCAAGUUAGAUAAAGUAAUUACAAAGCUAGCAAUGCUUGCAAGCAUUUACAAUGUGGAUUCAUGUAAGGGUGUAGAAGAUGUUUGGAAAGGUGAUAUCAAAACAAGUGUAAGAAUGAUUUGGGAGAAAUUAACACAACGAACAAGCAAGUAAUGAAGAGCAUGCAACUUCAUCUUCCAAAUAAUUGAGUUGGUCCAAAAUAAAAUGGUAAGAGUACAUAUUUAUUAAAAUAUUUUGUAUAUUAGUUAUUUAUUGUUUGGGGUUGUUGACAUAAGAUGAAAUUGUAUUACCAGGGUGAUCCAUAUUGGACAUUUUACCAGAGGUUUCUAUUUUAUUGAUCUACUCUUUUUGAUUCCUGUUGAAGCAUAUACUCGAAAGUCAAAAGUGUGUGUGUGCAAAGCAAACGAUUUCGAAAACUUGUAAUUUCAUUGUUAUGAGGUUUGACCUUUUUCUUGCUUUGAAUUACUUUGAUGGGAGUUACAUUUAUGUAAAGAUAUGGUAAAUAAUUGGAUCUUUUGAUAUUUGUAUUAUGGCAAAUGCAUGCCAAUUAUCAAUGACAUUUGCCUACCAUGAAAAUGGGAGACAUCUAACAUUUAGAUUGUAGUAGUGUAUUAAUGACAUUUGUUAGAUAA
Molecule: messenger RNA, 5281 nt
Organism: Cannabis sativa
Lineage: Eukaryota; Viridiplantae; Streptophyta; Magnoliopsida; Rosales; Cannabaceae
Product: disease resistance protein At4g27190
Exons: 6
Coding region: 48-4802 (1584 amino acids)
Molecular function (GO): ATP hydrolysis activity; ADP binding
Source: RefSeq, a predicted model, not a curated record